AUCUCCCAUUCCAUCUGAUGAAGGUCCAGGUUGGGUUGUUAUUGACAUUCCUGAACAGACAGAACCUGUUGAAAUGAAUCAAGAGAGCACCAACACUGCUGAGCAGAGUUCAGAGCCAGAGACAGUAGAGUUGCGGCGUUCUGGGAGAGAGAGACGCCAACCUCGUAAACUAACUUAUGAUGAGUUAGGUGAGCCUUUAAUUUUAGCUCUCAAUUCCUUUUUGUCAGAGUUUCGCAAUUGUAUUCUCUCAGAGCACUUUCCUUCACACACCUGUUAAGUCAAUUGUGCAUGCAGAGACUCAUGCACUUUAGAGGGGGAGAGUGUAACCCAGGUCAUUUUUUGAGUAUGGGAUUUCUGAUUAUUUGGUAGUCACUGAACGCACCACUGUGCCGUGCGCAUAGCCACUCCCUAGUCUAGCCACAGAGUUUUUCCUUCCGUUCGUCCGAUGACGCGCAUGCUGCUCUCGUGCCCUCUGCGAGCUGGAAAUUCGGGCUGGUUUGUUUGCCUUUUGAUACCCUGGAUCCUACUGGAUGAACUGCCUUGUGGAAGUCCUCAUCUGAUGACUCAGCUGAAUCGUCCUGGCCGGUAGAUGGUCGUUGCUGCGGGUGGAUGCUUCUGCUUGCUGGAUACUAUUAUUGGACACUACGCUGUUCCAACAGAGCGGUAGGAAUAAUUCAAAGGGCCCCAACAGUGCACUUUACUUUUCCCUGAGCUCAGGUGAUUUUCUUUUGGCCAAAGGACCUUAAAGGAUACAUAUUUGCAUUUAUUUUUAUUUUUUGGGGGGGACGCCGAGUGGAAGGACACUAAAAAAAAGAUUAUUAUUUAAAAUUGUGUUUAAUAAAUGUGUUUAUGUCAAGUGAGUGUGGUGUCCAUUGUGUGCUGGAAGGCUUACUGUUCCUGUGGUGGAGCAGCUACUACCAAUCUCCUUUACGAAACUAGCCUCUGACGGGAUACAGAUAUUUGGGACACAUUUGAAUUCUUGUAACCUAUUUCUAGAGAAACUGUGAUUCUGGGCCUAGACAUCGGGGUGAAAUUGAUGACACUGACACCUAGUGAACUGCCCAAGGUCAACAGUCCUGAUUUCCAAGCAUUAAAGCAUUGGCGAUGAAAACCUUCAGAAAUUUCUGAAGGAGGCCGCGAUGAUGGACCCACGUUUUAAAGGCAGGCUAGGUGGUGAGGCAGCUACUGACAUCUGGGACAGGUUGGAGAAGGCAGCAGUUGCAAAUGCCACAGCAGCAGUUGCACAGCCUCCCACUGAGGACCCCAAAGCACACAGCGAGGUGGAUGAUGCUGACAUGGACAAGCCAGAAAAAUAUCUAAGUAAGGUCCAGAAGUCACCCUUAGAAAAGCUGUUUGAGUAUGAAGACAGAGAGCUUCAACAGGCUGCUUCUCAAGCGGGUAGAGUCCCCUCAAUCACAGAGCAGGUACAGAAGGAGCUUCAAAUAUACAAAAGACUGCCAGGAAUUACCUCUGGACAAGACCCUGUGGCCUGGUGGUGGAGUAUGAGGGAUACACUCCCCAAUUUAUCUGCCCUAUCAGAAAAAUACUUGUGUGUCCCAGCCUCAUCAACGCCUUCUGAAAGAGUUUUCUCUUGUGCUGGGCAUGCCAUCAGCCAAGAGCGAUGCCGUAUAGCUCCAGAAAAGGCUAAUAUGAUUAUCUUCUUGCAAAAAAAACUGCUAAACAUCACAGGUUUCAUGACAAAGUUUGUGUUUUCAAUUGUUUAAGCACUGGUUCCAACCAAAGAAGUUAUGUUUUAUUGACAGAAAGGGCUAACUUUGUUAUCAUUUUGCUUAAAAAAAAUUACUGGGAAAAAUAAAAACACAAGAGGUUUUUGGACGAAGUUUGUGUUCUUUAUUCUUUAAGCACCGGUUCGAGCACCGUUUAAGCACCGGCAUCGUUUCAAAAGUA
This is a messenger RNA of Oreochromis niloticus (Nile tilapia), 1908 nucleotides long. Its product is annotated as zinc finger BED domain-containing protein 1-like. The record is from RefSeq and is a predicted model, not a curated record. The coding region runs from base 1140 to 1724 and encodes 194 amino acids. Gene Ontology annotation, molecular function: protein dimerization activity. The transcript has 4 exons. NCBI's taxonomy places the organism in Eukaryota, Metazoa, Chordata, Actinopteri, Cichliformes, Cichlidae.